This is a messenger RNA of Oppia nitens, 732 nucleotides long. RefSeq names its product phosphopantothenoylcysteine decarboxylase-like (gene Ppcdc). Bases 107 to 685 code for a protein of 192 amino acids. Gene Ontology annotation, cellular component: phosphopantothenoylcysteine decarboxylase complex. Lineage: Eukaryota; Metazoa; Arthropoda; Arachnida; Sarcoptiformes; Oppiidae. Gene Ontology annotation, molecular function: phosphopantothenoylcysteine decarboxylase activity; FMN binding. Gene Ontology annotation, biological process: coenzyme A biosynthetic process. The record is from RefSeq and is a predicted model, not a curated record. The transcript is spliced from 2 exons.
AAAUUGUAUUUUAAUAUCAAUUAGUCAUAAAUGAGACCAUAGUUUGCAUCAAUUGUUUUGAUAUUAAUUUCAAACCAUUAAAUAAUGACAUUUAAAUUGACACUAAAUGUCGGAUCAAAUUAACAUUCUUGUGAUGGUCUGUGGAUCAGUUGCUGCCAUUAAGACACCCAUUCUAUUGGAUCAAUUGAAUCGGUUAUCAGAUUUGUAUAAAGAUCGGCAAAUAGAGGUCCGAUUGGUGACCACUGAACACGCCAUUCAUUUCUAUAAUUUUACUGAAAUUAGUGGUCACUAUAAAGUGUAUAAAGAUAGUGAUGAGUGGACACAAUGGACACAAAUGGGUGAUGAAGUGCUUCACAUUGAACUGCGAAAGUGGGCCACUAUUGGACUCAUAGCUCCCAUCGAUGCCAACACUUUGGCCAAAAUAUCAGUCGGUAUUUGUGAUAAUCUUUUGACUUCAAUAGUUAGGGCCUGGGAUUUGAACAAACCUUUAAUAUUUUGUCCCGCAAUGAAUGUCCAUAUGUGGACACAUCCCACCACUGAUUCAUCAUUGAAAACAUUGCUGUCUUUUGGUUACAAACAGGUCGGACCCAUCUCUAAGAGACUGGCCUGCGGUGACAUCGGUAUGGGUGCUAUGGCUGAAGUGUCCACUAUUGUUGAAUAUGUCCAACAAAUGUUUUAUUUGUGAUAUUUUCAAAAAUCAUAUUUCAAUUAAAUAGUAAUAUAUAUAUAUAU